AUGGUGCCCUCCAAUAGUGAUGUAACACACUUUAAGCAAGCACUGGCACACUUCGAGAGUCUCCUUGAGGCUGGAGGAGCAACCACUGAUGCCCCUCCAAAUGAUCGAAAGUUGAUCACAGAAAGAGCCAGUGUGAGGGCGGGAAGCCAGUUGCUAAAUGAUGUUGCGGAGCAAGGGAAAGUGCUAAGAACAGAGCUGUCACGGGUGGUGUCGGCAAAAUUCCGCAAGGAAGUCUGGGGGCCCAGAGUAGUUGUCUGCAUUCCCACGCAAGUGGAUGCCAUUGGUCAAAAGCAAGAUGUGGCGAUGGUCAAGAACAUGCUGCUGAGCGGCAACACCACAUACGUGGCCGUCGUCGGCAUGGGUGGGGUCGGCAAGACCACCCUUGCCCGAUGUGUGAUCCACGAUGAAGAUGUGAAGGAGAGGUUCAAGAAGAAUGUUAAUGAAGGAUGUCUUGGCGUGGGGUUUGUUACCAUAUCGCAAUAUCCUAAUAUGCUGGAUUGUCUGAAGAAAAUAUGGGAAUGUCUUUUUGGAGAAAAAGUGGAAUUUGCCAAUGUUGAAGAGGCCAAAUGGAAGUUGGAAGCAAACUUGCAGGACAAAACCUAUUUCCUUGUGAUGGAUGAUAUAUGGGAUGAAACUGACAUGGCUGGGCUUGAUGUUGCACCGCCAAACAGCCGGGUGCUAAUAACUUCACGAAAUCACAAAGUUGCACGUGUUGUUGCAGCUGAGUGCUAUGACGUGACACCUUUAAACGAUGAGGCAUCCCAUCAACUGUUUUGCAAGCACGCAUUUGAUGACGGCAUGGCCCAAAAAUGGCAAGAGCGUUUCAUCCCGGCCAUCAUCGAAAAAUGCAAUGGUCUUCCCCUUGCGCUGGAGAUAAUGGGAAGGGAGGCUCAGUCAUUCAAAGAGCGACAGCAAUGGCGUGAUGCAGUUGAGAUCUUGGCAGAAACCAAGGUGUUGAAGGAUCAAGUGUUUGACCGUGUGUUUGGUUUGAGCUUCAACAGGAUGCAUUCUGUGCAUCAGGAGGUGUUGCUGGACAUGGCUAUGCUGCCUGAGGACUACCAAGCACGGGCCACAGACAUGGUGGAGUUGCAACUCAGCAUUGGAUCGUGCGCUAGUGAGCGUAGGGCACGAGAAAUUCUCAGGACUCUGGAGGACAAGGCAUUGCUGAGGCAAGAAGGACACGAUGUUUCUGAAGUUCCAGAAUUUCAACGAUCUCGCUCAGGGGUCCAUUACUACUUGCAUGAUGUCGUCCGUGAAAGUGCACUGCACACCAUUGCUAAGAAAUCAGUGCUGGAGCGGGAAAGGCUGGUGUCACAACAUUUGAGACAGGGCGCCUGCAGGGGUCAGGCACUGAUGGCAACAAGGUUUUCUACCAGCCAGAAAAUAAGUACUGACCAGGCAUGGGCUUUGCGGGAGCUGGAGAUGCCAGAGUUGAAGGUUCUCAUGUUGCGGGACGCAGGGAUGUCAGAGCUGCCACCAUCCCUUUUCACUGCUCAGUUGUUGGCAGUUGACCUAACGUCCUCGGGUAUCCCUGAGUUGCCAUCUGAAAUAUCGUGUCUCCAGUCUGCAAAACUGCUCAGGUUGGAUUGCUGUGACAAGUUGGUGCGUCUUCCAAGUGAAGUGGGUGGAAUGUCGCAGUUGCGUGUGCUGUCCAUGAGGCAGUGCAAAAGCAUCUGCGAAAUCCCAGAAUCCUUGGGGAAUCUGUUGCUGCUGACCAAGUUGCUUAUUCCAGAAUGCGGAAUUGCAUGCCUGUGCUGCCCUGACAUGAAAAUGUGGCGCAACUUGACCAUGUUGGAUUUGAGCAAAUGCACGGCCCUCAAGCAGUUGCCAUCAAAUAUUGGAGAGUUGGUGAGUUUGACUGCCCUGAACUUGGGUGGUUGCGUGCAGUGUGCAUGCUUGCCAGAUAGUAUUGGUCAGUUGGGACAGCUCGAAGUGCUGAUUUUGCAUCGAUGCGACAGACUCACAGAACUGCCGGACACUUUGGCCAAACUUGCUAAUAUGCAGGAGUUGGACAUCCAGCAGUGCCCACGGCUGUCAGGCAUCCCCAAUACUGUUGGGAGGGGCUGGUCGAUGCUGAGGAUUCUGAGGCUUCAAGGAAAUAGCCACAUGACAUUUCCAGAGUUUUUUGAGGAUCUAGAAUGUCUAGAGGUGUUGGGACUUGAUGAGAAAUGCGCGAUUCCUGAUGCUUGCAAAGGGAGACUUGAAGAUCAGAAAAUAGUAGUGGAGACAAGGGUGACGGAGCUGUGCAAGGACUGCAGGGGUGACUACAUUCCUCUUCACUGGGGAGCAAAGAAUGGCAUGGAUGAGAUGGUCAAGUUUCACUUGAGUGAAGCAAAUGUGGACUUUGUGAACUUGAACGGCUCGACGGCCCUCAUAUUGGCAGCUGCAGGGGGUCACACCAGCACUGUUGACCUGCUAUUGAAACACAACGCGUCAGUAGACCAGGCUACAAAGGAUGGCAGCACGGCCCUCAUGUCAGCAGCUUUCAACGGUCAUACCAGCACCGUUGACCUGCUAUUGAAACACAACGCAUUGGUAGACCAGGCUACAAAGUACGGCGGGACGGCCCUCAUGGAGGCAGCUUUCAAGGGUCACACCAGCACCGUUGACCUGCUAUUGAAACACAAUGCAUCGGUAGACCAGGGUGACGAGGACGGCAGGACGGCCCUUCUGUCGGCAGCUGAAGGGGGUCGCACCAGCACCGUUGACCUGCUAUUGCAACACAAUGCGUCGGUAGACCAGGUUGAAGAGGACGGCUGGACAGCCCUCAUGGAGGCAGCUUGCAACGGUCACACCAGCACUGUUGACCUGCUAUUGAAACACAAUGCGUCGGUGGACCAGGCUCGAAAGGACGGCUGGACGGCCCUUAUGGAGGCAGCUUGCAACGGUCACACCAGCACCGUUGACCUGCUAUUGAAACACAACGCGUCGGUAGACCAGGCUCGAAAGUACGGCGGGACAGCCCUCAUGUCGGCAGCUUUCAACGGCCACACCAGCACCGUUGACCUGCUAUUGAAACACAACGCGUCAGUAGACCAGGGUGACGAGGACGGCGGGACGGCCCUCAUGUCUGCAGCUGGCAAUGGUCACACCAGCACCGUUGACCUGCUAUUGAAAAACAACGCGUCGGUAGACCAGGCCCGAAGGGAUGGGAUGACUGCAGCAGAGCUUGCGAGCGCUGCAGGGCACCAACAGCUUGCCAGGAAACUGCGUGAUGCUAUCAUCUUGGGCUCGCAAGACCAAGAGCAGUUCUUGUAA
Molecule: messenger RNA, 3258 nt
Organism: Ostreobium quekettii
Lineage: Eukaryota; Viridiplantae; Chlorophyta; Ulvophyceae; Bryopsidales; Ostreobiaceae
Source: the annotation of a GenBank genome assembly